AUGAAGGUGCGCAUUGCGACCUUGCAGGCUGUGGCUGCGCAGGACAGCCAACCAGAGGUGUGCGAAUUGCAGGUGUUAGUGUGUGUGGACCGAUUUCUCCAGAUUUCCGCUGCAUACGUCGCGCUCUUCAGCGCUCGGAUUUUCCCCGCUCUGGAGCUGUGUGAGGAGCAAAGGGUCUGGUCUGAGCACCGGCAACCAAAUCCGAACAACGCUAUCGACGCUUGUGUCGUUCGCAAGUCACCAUCAUCCCGGAGCAGCGCGCUGCUCAACCUUCAAGUCGCCAUGUCGGUCGCAACCCAGCCAGUCUCCUCACAGCAGGAACCGCAGUUCAAGAGCGGUACCCACACCCUCUCCGACUCACCCCCAAAGCAAGACCCAGUCUUUGUCUCCACCGUCUCCACAUCAGAAGUAUCCUCACCAGAUGAGAUCUCCUCCAACUCUUCAAAAGCGCCCGCAAUCCAUUCAGACUCUUCCAACCAGCCCAAGCUGAAAAGCAUCCUCGACAAUCCCAAUGAUGUCCUCCCUCGCAAAGCCUCGCGCUCCGGUAGCGAGUCGGGAUUCAAGGCAGCCCUCAAAGCCACCUUUCUUCCGCCUCCCACCCCUGGUCGUCAGGUCAAGGUCAAAGAUGGAAAGCGCCUGGGCAAGUCGUUUCAGCGUGUAGAACCUCGUUCCAACGACUUUGAGGGUGGAGAGGUGCUCGAAUACGAUCCACGCGGCAAAGAUGCAUCCGCCGGCGACGGUCUUCUGCCGACAGGUUGUCUCAAUCCCCCUUCCACAUCUCCGGGCGAUAGCGCGAGCGAGUCUGGCUAUGGCAGCGACAAGGAGAGCAGUUUGGGCACACCCAGCGAGAUGGGCGAGUCCACCGAUUACUCGCGCUCCUUCACUUCCGAAGCCAGCUCAGCAUGGGGGUCCUCCAACAAUGCAUCCUCCGAACGAGGACGCCCUUCCCUGUCCACCACGAGCAGAAGGCGCGAGGGCUCCAUCGCUUCAACCACAUCCAACAGCAGUGGUGCCGCCAUCAAGUUUUGCCCGCUGCCCGUAUCGGGUCGCCUGAAACGUGCGAAUUCCAUCACCAUCGGUGUGGCCGCUCGGUCGCAUCUGCUCCAGUCGCAGGGUACAGCGGCACCGGUCCGGCCAUCCUACACACCACAACAUGUGCACGGCUCGCAAAGCUGGUAUACGCAUAACAACGCGCACCCAAAGCAUGACGACGUGGUCGAUGUAGGCGAAGAGAUCAAGAAGGGUGCCUCGAAGGCGUGGAAACUGAUCCGUGGCGGAGGAGGGAGCGCGAGCGAUGCUUCCUCCGCCGGUGCAGCCAGCCAAGCCGGCGAUGAUACAGCUGCCGCCCAGAAGCAGGCGGAGCGAGCAGCCAUGUUCGAGAAGCCCAAGAAAUCUUUCCCCAAAGAAGGCGCUCCCAUCGCGGAUCCAGAAACAGGAGAGCUCAAGAUGGCCGAUGGUUCCGCGGUCAAGGCGUCGCCCGACGUUUCCGGGGGUCCUGUCUCGGAGCAGGCCAAAAAGCUUCCGACCGGAGACGUGGCCAACGCAGACUCUCAGGGGGGAGAUCAAACACCACGUCGAGCAGCCAGUCCGACCGAGCAGCUGCGCAGCAUGUCCAUUUCGGAAGAUCCCGAAGCGGAAGAGGCUGCCGCAGCGCUCGAGGCUGCCCAUGCAAAGAACGCAGCAAAGCAGAGCCAGGCGCACAACGGUCAUCAUCCACACGAUCUUUCGGAGGGUCCACAGCAUCACACCUACCACCUUGCCGAUGAACACGAUCACCCCGACUCGGGUGCUGCCACGCCAAGGAGCGGGAUGCAACGAAGGUUGUCCACAGGCGCCUUCCUGCGUGGUCUUUCGAUUCGCGGAAUCCAGGAAGAUCGUAGGAGAGACUUGCUUGGUCUGGAUCAGGACGGUGAAGCGCAGAAGAGGGACAGCGGCGAAUUGGCAGCAGAGCACGACAGGCACGGCAUCGCCGUCAGAAAUCCAGCAGGUACAGAGGAAGAGCUCGGAUUGGAGGGGUAUGGACAUUCAAGACACAACCAAUCGUAG
Pseudozyma hubeiensis SY62 is the source of this 2046-nucleotide messenger RNA. RefSeq lists its product as hypothetical. The transcript is spliced from 2 exons. The record is from RefSeq and is a predicted model, not a curated record. Lineage: Eukaryota; Fungi; Basidiomycota; Ustilaginomycetes; Ustilaginales; Ustilaginaceae. The coding region runs from base 1 to 2046 and encodes 681 amino acids.